CCGGUAUCGCAAGAUAAAAACAUCAGACUUCAUAGGCCUCCAAAGUCAAGCAGCCCGAAGGAUUCAACGUCCUCCUUGAGGACUCUCAGUCUUCAAGACUCCAGCCACCUAAGUUACCACUUGUUCACUUCUGCCCACGCAGUCACCACGCCAGUCGGCGUCCACUUGUGGUCUCGAUAUCGGCCCCUCCCACCCUAGCCAAGGAGACCUUGGUCCGAGACACAAAGAGAGCGUCACAGCUCGGGAUGGCACCGACCUUUCAGCGAUGGGGAACAAAGGGGGAGGGGAGAAGCGUCCUCGGUUUUUGAGGGUGCCCUUUCUGAGGAAUCUGCAGGCGGCCCGAGGUGGCGCGGAAUCCCCAUAGGCCCCUUCUGGCCUCUGUGCAAUACAACGAGCCCCAGGCCACGGUCCUAGGUGCAGAGGCCACGGCAGAGCCUGAGCGAGCAGGGCUGGGAUGCGGGUCGUCAGAGAUGCGGGCUGGGGAGGGGAGGGUGUGAGCAGCGGGUCCCCCCCCAGUCCCCGCCAGGGCGCAAGCGCAGGCGCGCGGGGUGCGGUCGCGGAGGGGCGGGCACGGCCGGGCGGGGAGCGCGGCGGCGGCGGACGCGGGAAGAUGGCGGCGGCGGCGGCGGCGGCGGCGGCGGCGGCGGCGGCUGCUGAGCAGCAAAGUUCCAAUGGUCCUGUAAAGAAGUCCAUGCGUGAGAAGGCUGUUGAGAGAAGGAAUGUCAAUAAAGAGCACAACAGUAACUUUAAAGCUGGAUACAUUCCGAUUGAUGAAGAUCGUCUCCACAAAACAGGGUUGAGAGGAAGAAAGGGCAAUUUAGCCAUCUGUGUGAUUAUCCUCUUGUUUAUCCUGGCUGUCAUCAAUUUAAUUAUAACACUUGUUAUUUGGGCCGUGAUUCGCAUUGGACCAAAUGGCUGUGAUAGUAUGGAGUUUCAUGAAAGUGGCCUGCUUCGAUUUAAGCAAGUAUCUGACAUGGGAGUGAUCCAUCCUCUUUAUAAAAGCACAGUAGGAGGAAGGCAAAAUGAAAAUUUGGUCAUCACUGGCAACAACCAGCCUAUUGUUUUUCAGCAAGGGACAACAAAGCUCAGUGUAGAAAACAACAAAACUUCUAUUACAAGUGACAUCGGCAUGCAGUUUUUUGACCCGAGGACUCAAAAUAUCUUAUUCAGCACAGACUAUGAAACUCAUGAGUUUCAUUUGCCAAGUGGAGUGAAAAGUUUGAAUGUUCAAAAAGCAUCUACUGAAAGGAUUACCAGCAAUGCUACUAGUGAUUUAAAUAUAAAAGUUGAUGGGCGUGCUAUUGUGCGUGGAAAUGAAGGAGUAUUCAUUAUGGGCAAAACCAUUGAAUUUCACAUGGGUGGUAAUAUGGAGUUAAAGGCGGAAAACAGUAUCAUCCUAAAUGGAUCUGUGAUGGUCAGCACCACCCGCCUACCCAGUUCCUCCAGUGGAGACCAGUUGGGUAGUGGUGACUGGGUACGCUACAAGCUCUGCAUGUGUGCUGAUGGGAUGCUCUUCAAGGUGCAAGUAACCAGCCAGAACAUGGGCUGCCAAAUCUCAGACAACCCCUGUGGAAACACUCAUUAAAAGAACCCCGGAGGUCAACAUGUUUAUAUCUUGACUUGACUUUUUUAUGCAUGCAAAUCAUUGUUUUUACAGAGUUUGUGAUAACUCAUAAUUAUUUUAAUGGCAGAGCACUGCCGUAUCUGUUUUAUGGUCUACAUAGUUAAAAUCUUCUCAGAGAGCCUAAAUUCUAAUAACGUUUUAUUAAUUUACACUAAUCUUCAUAUUUACUGUUCCCUAAAAUAAUUAUGAGAAGCAAAUAAAAUCAAAAUUCAUGUUUAAAGAAGUGUUUUUAAAAUUCCACUAUCCCUUUUCUAAAGGUUAAAGGGCUGAAGCAGCUGUUUAGACUCACUGUAAAUAAACUUUGGUAACUCUAAUGGGGAUAGACCCACUUAAGAUAUUUAAAAGGUACGGCAUCAGUGUUUCAUGCUCUGCCUUUUGGCUUUUAGCUAAAAGGAAAGAUGCAGAUUUCUAGUGCAUUAAGCCUGAGCCAUAUUCUCACAUGCUAGUGAAGUCAUUAAAGAACUUUACAUAUGUGAGAUAGACACAAUGGUUCCUUAGUUUUGCACUAGGAAGAAAAUAUUUUGUAAAAGAAUGUUUAUUUGAAAUAAUGAUAACUAUCAAUUGUUCACAAUGUGGUAGAAAUGAAAACACCAUCUCAGGUUUAACUUUUAAAUAAUAAUGAUAACUAUCUUUAUUGAGCAUCUUCUACAUCCUAGGCAUUGUCCUAGGCAUUGCAUGUUUAUAUCCCCAAUUCUCACCACAACCCUGCAAGUAGGUGGUAUUAUCCAAGUUUUACCCAUUAAGAAACUGAAGAUCAGAGAAGUUAAGAAACUUGCCCAACAUCACAUAGUAAGUAGCAGAGCUGAUAAUGGAAUUCAGGCAUGAUUCAAACCUGGAUGUAGUUGAUUCCAAAUGCCAUGUCGUUUUCACUAUCUGCACUGACUUUUUAAUUAUUUAAAACUCUAAAAGGUGAACAAAGGUUAACUUAAACUUACCUAAGAAGAUGAGAAUCAAACAAAACAGAUAUGCUUACUCUAGUUAAAAAGAAAAUAAAUCUCAUGUCAGACCCAGAAAGGACCAAUCACUGUCUGAUUGUAAGCUAUGUUGGGCCAAUUCCAAAAUAUUAUACAAUGGAGAGGUCAAAUUUACCUACUUGUGAGUUACCUCAGUUUCCCAACAGUGGACCGUGGCACACUGGAGUAACAAUACGUAACAGAGUUGCCAAGAUAUUUAUACCCUCAGCACUCGGGGCAACACAGUGGAAAGUGGGGAGGCCAUAGACCCGAACAAGUUCUUUGGGCCAGGCAUGGCCUGGUAAGUACUCUAUGCCUUGAAAAUAAGUCCAGAAGCACUGGACUAAAGAGUGCUAAUGCAGGAAAUAAUACACAUAAUUUUUAGGUAAGGAUAAUAAUUUAUCUCUGCUCCUAAUAUUACUAUCCCAUUGUAAUUAUUUAUAACCCUCAAGCCAGUUGAUUUUUAAUAUAUUUGAUUGGAAAAGAACUCUGAUAUUUUUAAGACUCACACAGAAUCAGGGACAGGGCCCCCAAAAGAAUUUGCUGCAAAAUAGGCAGUAGAGAUGUGGCAUGGGCCCAACCCUGCAUUCAAGUGUAACAGCAUUCUGUCAGGGUCUCUUUGAAUUGUGCACAUAAGAAAACCAAUACCAAAAACAAUUUGUAUUCAAUAUUGUCACAUUUCUCUCUGGUAGAAAAAUCAAAUACCUUAGAGAUUAUGAAAUCAUUAAAUUAUGCUGAAAUUGGAUUGACUUACUACCAAACACUGAGUGCCGUUUUUAAAUGAAAAGAAUGAGAUUUAUAACC
Molecule: messenger RNA, 3381 nt
Organism: Nomascus leucogenys (northern white-cheeked gibbon)
Lineage: Eukaryota; Metazoa; Chordata; Mammalia; Primates; Hylobatidae
Gene: SGCB
Product: sarcoglycan beta
Biological process (GO): muscle organ development
Cellular component (GO): sarcolemma; sarcoglycan complex
Source: RefSeq, a predicted model, not a curated record